AGCAGACUCACACAUCCACGGACAAAGAGGAGCUCUGAUCACCGACCUCACCUCAGCACAGCGCCGGGAUCACUGGACCAUCACACAGGCCGGCAGCGAGACACAGAGAUCAGAAAUGGGAGGAAGCAGUUCCAGCCAACAGGCAGAUCAGUCUGAGACCCCCACAUACUUCACACAGGAAGAGCUCAGCAAACUGAAGUCCGAGUUCGAAACGGGUGGUGUUGAAAAGAUUAAACCUCUGCUGGAGAAGAAGGUGAAAGAACUGGACAACACCGAGCUGAACAUCGCCGUGACGGGAGACUCGGGUGCAGGAAAAUCCACCUUCAUCAACGCCAUGAGAGGCCUUCGUAAACAAGAUGAGGGAGCGGCUGCGGUUGGGACCACGGAAACUACAAUGGAGCCAACCGGAUACCCACAUCCCAAUCUGCCCAAUGUCCGCUACUGGGACCUGCCGGGGAUCGGAUCUACACGAUUCACCGCGGGUUCUUACCUGAAGAAAAUGCAAUUAAAAAAAUACGAUUUCUUCAUCAUAGUGGCAGUUAAUCGAUUCACAGAGAAUGAUGCAAAACUUGCCAAGGAGAUUAAGCGGCUGGGGAAGGAGUUCUAUUUUGUCCGCUCUAAGAUUGACGCUGACCUUGAUUCAAUGCGGCAGCAACAGACGACAUUUGAUGAAGAUGCAGAAAUGGAAAAGAUCCGGAGCGACUGCGUCAGUCAGUUGGGAAAGGCCGGGAUCCCCGAUCCCACCGUGUUCCUGAUAUCCAGUUUUAAGAAGAAUAUGUAUGAUUUCCCUCAUUUAAUUAAAUCACUUGGAGCUGGUUUACCAAAUGUAAAGGAAUCUGUCUUUGUCCUGGCCCUUCCCAACCUCAGUGUGGAGAUUAUUCGGAAGAAAGGUGAGGUGUUGAAGAAACGUAUCUGGAUGUGGGCGAUCAUAUCGGGAGGAGUGGGAGCGAUCCCGGUCCCGGGUCUCUCUGCCGCCUGUGACAUGGGGAUAUUGAUUGCAGCGGUAAUUGAUUUCCGUAAAUGCCUGUGUCUGAAUGAUGCUGCUCUCCGCAGAUUGGCCGAGAAAACAAGCAAGUCCGUUGAAGAGUUGAAAGCCGCAGCACAAUCAAGCCUACUGGAAGAAAUAACUGCACAAGUAAUAGUAAGGCUGCGUUUGGGGGCUGUCGCCGUUACUGUUUCAGCCAUCGAAGCCGCUCUUUACGUUGCCCCAGGCGUUGGUUCCGUUUUUGGAGCCGGGUCAUCAUUUCUGAUGACCUACAUGAUACUGAAUGAUGCGCUGAAGCUUCUGAUGGAGACCGCGGAGAAGGUGCUCGCUGUUGCCAAAGGCGCCCAUUAA
Messenger RNA from Amblyraja radiata (thorny skate), 1336 nucleotides. RefSeq names its product interferon-inducible GTPase 5-like. Lineage: Eukaryota; Metazoa; Chordata; Chondrichthyes; Rajiformes; Rajidae. The transcript is spliced from 2 exons. The record is from RefSeq and is a predicted model, not a curated record. Gene Ontology annotation, molecular function: GTPase activity; GTP binding. Bases 116 to 1336 code for a protein of 406 amino acids. Gene Ontology annotation, cellular component: membrane.